AUGGCGGACACGACCAUCUCGGAUGGCAAGGGGAGAACAUACCUCCUCGAGGAGGGCGUCAACGUGCAAAUGCCCUCCGAGCCCCUGCACGGCAUGACCGACGUCUGGGGUGAUGAUGCUAACGUGUUUCACCCGGCCCGCUUCAUGGACAUUGCAAAGAACCUCAGUAGCGCCACGACGAAAGCCAAGCGGGCGUCGUAUAUUCCGUUCGGAGGCGGGAAGCACCUGUGUCCCGGUAGGAACUUUGCAUUUGCCGAGAACCUGGGCUUCAUGAUCUCGCUCCUCAUGGGCUUCGACGCCAGUCCCCUGGAUGGCGACUGGGCCACGUUCAAGGCCCCUGUGGCAGAGCAGUGUGGGAUGGCGAGUGCGUUGUCGAAGCCUGUCUCGAAUGGCGAGGGAUCGGCAUGA
Molecule: messenger RNA, 408 nt
Organism: Emericellopsis cladophorae
Lineage: Eukaryota; Fungi; Ascomycota; Sordariomycetes; Hypocreales; Bionectriaceae
Product: prostacyclin synthase
Exons: 1
Coding region: 1-408 (135 amino acids)
Molecular function (GO): oxidoreductase activity, acting on paired donors, with incorporation or reduction of molecular oxygen; iron ion binding; heme binding
Source: RefSeq, a predicted model, not a curated record